Molecule: messenger RNA, 1306 nt
Organism: Pieris napi
Lineage: Eukaryota; Metazoa; Arthropoda; Insecta; Lepidoptera; Pieridae
Gene: Dus4
Product: tRNA-dihydrouridine(20a/20b) synthase [NAD(P)+]-like
Exons: 2
Coding region: 129-1301 (390 amino acids)
Biological process (GO): tRNA processing
Molecular function (GO): flavin adenine dinucleotide binding; tRNA dihydrouridine synthase activity
Source: RefSeq, a predicted model, not a curated record
AUAGGAAUAAUAGUUAAUAUGUACCACUAACCACAGGUUAUUCAUUGUUAGCAAGAUAAAUCAUCACAGAAAUUGAUAUUAUAUUAAAAACCAUAAAUUAAUGUGAUACUCAAUAUAUUUUGUUUAGAAUGGAAAAGCAAAAGACAAAUGUUAUAAACCUCUUCAAUAACGCCAAAGGAGAAAAGACUUAUUUAAAAAUAAGUGCACCUAUGGUUAGAUACAGCAGGGUGCAGUUUCGAAACUUGGUUAAAAAGUACAAUGUGGAUUUAGCUUUUACCCCAAUGAUUUUAGCAAAUGCCUUUUGUCAAAACUCCAAAGCUCGUUCAAAUGAGUUUUUGACUACAACACAAGAUACACCUUUAAUUGUUCAGUUUGCUGCUAACAAUGAAAAUGACUUUUUAGAUGCCUCUAAGUUAGUCUAUCCCUAUGCUGAUGGAGUUGAUUUAAAUUGUGGUUGUCCACAAAGGUGGGCCAUGAAAGAUGGUUAUGGAUGUGCAUUACUGUCUAAACCCGAAAUAAUUCACGACUUAGUAAGAGCGGUUAAAAGUAACAUACCGAAUGAUUUUACAGUUUCGGUUAAAGUAAGACUUUUAAGAGACAUUAGGACUACAAUUGUCAUGUGCCAGCAGCUUGAGAAGUGUGGAGUUGAUUUUCUUACUCUUCAUGGUCGAACUCCUGAUCAAAAAAGCAGUGAAGCAAUCAAUGAAGAAGCUAUGUCAGAUGUGUUUAGUGCUUUGAAAAUACCUUGUAUUGCUAAUGGGGGUAUAAGAACUUUGCAGGAUGCAAAUGAAUUGUAUACAAAGUUAAAUUGUGAUGGUGUUAUGGCAGCAAGUGGGUUACUAUCCAACCCAGCUUUGUUUAGUGGAGCCACUACUACUCCAGUAGAAUGUAUAAAAGCAUGGAUGGAGUUAAAGAAUUUAAGUAAGGAUAAAAUAACAUUUCAAUGUUAUCACCACCAUUUAGUUUUUAUGCUUGAAAAAACCCUAAGUAAAAAACAAAAACAAAUUUUUAAUUAUCUGCAAACAUUUGAAGAUGUUGACAAUUUUUUAUUUAAACAUAUAAUUUCAGACAGUAAUGCUAAUCAAGAGGAUUUUGGUGAUUUUAUAACAUGUUAUUAUGAUGAAAAAAUUACCUUUAAACAUAAUAAAAAAUGUAGAGGUUGUGGAUUUAGUGUGCAUUAUUGUGUUUGUAUAAAGUAUGAUCAACAGGCAAGUGACGGUAGUUUUUUUACUACUUAUGUAAAGACUAAUGAUGAUUUAGACUAUAUGGAUAGUAAUAUAUUUGAAGAAAAAGUUUUAUAGCACAA